AUGAGCGGAGUAACUAAUGUCCCUCCCAUGUACAUACUAGACAGGUGGAGAAAGGAUAUUAGUAGGAAACACACUCUCGUUAAAGUUGCCUACCAUGAUGCCUCAAAAACAGAAGAGGUUCGAAGAUAUGAUAAGUUGAUGUUAGCCCUUGAACCUGUCGUAUUGCGUGGUUCGGCAUCACAUGAAGCUGUUGAAGUCUUGAUGGACUUGAUUCAGCUAAUGAGCAUUAAGGUGGAUGAACUUUGUGUGUUGGCAGAAGGGUCGGGCCAAGGUUCCGGUGGGGAUGAAAGGCAUAGUGUUGAUGUGGAGGCAGUGAAAGAUGCUACACCUCUAACUCCCAAAACCCCAAGCUCAGUUAAUAAAGCAAGCGUUGCAGAUUCCUUAGACACACCCAGUUCCACAUGUGUGAAAGAUCCAGAACCUCGAGGAGGUAAUAAUAACAAAGGCAAACCUCGAACAACACGAUUUGUAUCCCCAGAAGAAAAGCCCAAAGCUAAGGUUCCAAAGACGUGGGGGGAUAUGUUACACCUCCAACAGAAGCAUAACAAUGGUUUAAUUCACAAUAGUCAGGUCAACCAAGAAUAUUAUGGAGGAAUUGGGAGCGGGGGGCCUUCAGCGUUAAACGGAAGGGUAUUAGCUGGUGGGAUUCAUAUCAAUCCGCAAAGUGAGGCGGUUGGUUACUUUACUAAGAAUGCAUACCAAGGACAACUGGAUUUUGGGGAUGGUGGCCACUUUAUCAAUCCUGGCUUUGUCCCCAACACGCCCAUACAAACUCAUUCUAAUUUCUUUAGGAAUAGUAAUUGA
Chenopodium quinoa (quinoa) is the source of this 804-nucleotide messenger RNA. RefSeq lists its product as uncharacterized. NCBI's taxonomy places the organism in Eukaryota, Viridiplantae, Streptophyta, Magnoliopsida, Caryophyllales, Amaranthaceae. Bases 1 to 804 code for a protein of 267 amino acids. The record is from RefSeq and is a predicted model, not a curated record. The transcript has 3 exons.